Molecule: messenger RNA, 1086 nt
Organism: Rhizoctonia solani
Lineage: Eukaryota; Fungi; Basidiomycota; Agaricomycetes; Cantharellales; Ceratobasidiaceae
Exons: 2
Coding region: 1-1086 (361 amino acids)
Source: RefSeq, a predicted model, not a curated record
AUGCAACCCACCCAAGCCCCAAAUACCGAUCCAUUGCCCUCGACAGGCUCUUUUUGCUCCCGAACGACUCGAAAGCCUACCCGUUGGACUCCAUAUGGCUCUCGAUCUGCACCUCCUGUCACACGACGAGAUUCCAUACCCCUCCACGCCUCUCCUGCUCCAGCAUACACACUCCCUCUUUCUCCGGAGCUUACACCAGAAAGCGAGCCUACCUCGGGUAAACAGUCGCGAUCCGUUACACUCGAGGAUGUUCCGGAGAAUUCCACGUGUGGCGAGAAACAGGAGUGGGAAGGCCACGAGAAAGCAAGCAACAUUAGUAGUACCAAAUGUGACAAGAAAUAUGAGAACACAGAUGAUUUCAUAGACGUAAUGCUUGGAAUACUUUCACUCAUAUAUUGCUCACCUCUCCUCAUCGCCGGCGGCCGUACGUUUGUAAUCCCGCAAAACUUUGCCUCUCAACUUCCACCGGCUCAAAGCCACAAUCUCGGUUCGACCACUGCCAUAGGGCAUCACAAGCCGAACCAUAUGCGUUGGUUUAUAGAGCGAUUACUUGAGCGUACACGCCCACCACGCGCAGUCUGCCAACUUGCCGUGGCAUACUUGCUCAGCGCGAGCGAUGCAGUGCAGAGCGAAUUGCGUGCGGCGGCCGAGGCGCGGUUGCGCCGGGCUGCGACACACCACCAUCCACCUUUGGCGCUCCCGCAUAUGUCUGCUCCGAUAACCAUGAUGACGCCUGGCUCGGUACUCCCUCCGCCGCCCGACAGUCAAUUACCUCCACCCUACUCGGCUGAGCCACCGAUGCCCACAUUCAACACCCCGAUCGGAAUGCCGCCUAUUUCACGCUUGCCACUUUCCACUCACAACCACCCACAUCUUCCACUGCCCGGCGCCCCAGUUUCGGCACUGUUAGACCCGCGCCGGGUACUCUUGGCCGUGAUGGUGCUCGCUCACAAGUUCCAUCUUGACAAGACGUGGACAAACAAGGCAUGGGCCAAGGUCAGCGGGCUUGAACCCCGCGAAGUCGGCCGAUGCGAACGCACCGUGGCGAUUGCUCUCGGGCAUCGCUUGUGGGCCGGCCGUGUUUAG